Messenger RNA from Ostrea edulis (European flat oyster), 971 nucleotides. Its product is annotated as O-methyltransferase MdmC-like. The record is from RefSeq and is a predicted model, not a curated record. The coding region runs from base 50 to 901 and encodes 283 amino acids. NCBI's taxonomy places the organism in Eukaryota, Metazoa, Mollusca, Bivalvia, Ostreida, Ostreidae. The transcript is spliced from 6 exons. Gene Ontology annotation, molecular function: O-methyltransferase activity; S-adenosylmethionine-dependent methyltransferase activity.
CUGCUCAGUCACGAGUACGCGUUCAAUAUUAUCAAACAUAUCGGCUGUUAUGCAAGACUACAUGUAUGACCCAGCGUACCGUCAUCUCCUUAAAGCGAAAGAAAUUGCUCAAAAAGAAAAUGUCAUUCCAGAACUACAAACGGAAAUCAACAGAAGUAUUGAACUGUUUCAGCAAAAGAUCAAUUACUGUGAUGACCAAACAAUACCACCGAGUCCAGCCCUUCAUAGCUUGAUCACUGAUACACUGGCUUAUCCAUGGAGCGAUGCCUACAAAGAAGGCAGGGUAUCGUAUUCGGUAGAUACUGCAAUGCUCUCUGGGAAUAGCGAAGCCCAACUAAUUAAAUCCAUAACCAGUGCGAGCAAAGCCCGCAUGGUUCUUGAAAUUGGUUUAUUUACCGGGUGUGCGUCUUUGGCGAUGGCAGAGGCGCUUCCGGCAGAGGGCAAAGUAGUGGCUCUAGAGCUUGACCAAGGUAUUGCCGAUGUGGCACGGUCAUUUCUUGACAAAUCGCCAGCUGGGAAUAAAAUAGAAAUAAUAACAGGACCAGCAAUAGAAAGCCUUGAAAAGUUGGCCGAGAAGAAGACGAAGUUUGAUGUUAUCUUCAUGGAUGCAAAUAAGGAGGGAUAUGUGCCAUAUUACAAGAUGAUAUUUGAGAAAGACUUGCUGGCCUCCGGUGGAACACUCAUUGUUGAUAACGUUCUGAAAAACGGUGAUACAUAUUCUGGAGAACAUUCAGAUUCAAAAUCAUGGGCAAUAACAAAUUUCAAUGAACUGGUUCUUCAAGACAACCGUGUUCAUAAGGUGAUGCUUCCCCUGCGAGAUGGAGUAUACAUUAUCAGGAGAAAGGAGGACACAGAUGCUUCAGUCCCAGAAAAAAAGGGCGAUCUCAAUUAUAUAAAAUAAUUUUUUUCAUUGCUUUGUAUGGGGAAAAAAAGGACGGUGUAGUUUCAAAAUAAAAAGUUAUUUUCGUGCA